Messenger RNA from Vigna angularis (adzuki bean), 1109 nucleotides. RefSeq names its product anaphase-promoting complex subunit 10. Gene Ontology annotation, cellular component: anaphase-promoting complex. The coding region runs from base 108 to 686 and encodes 192 amino acids. NCBI's taxonomy places the organism in Eukaryota, Viridiplantae, Streptophyta, Magnoliopsida, Fabales, Fabaceae. The record is from RefSeq and is a predicted model, not a curated record. The transcript has 6 exons. Gene Ontology annotation, biological process: anaphase-promoting complex-dependent catabolic process; protein K11-linked ubiquitination.
GUCUUUUUCGUUGUGUUCUUGUUCAAUUCAUCACUUGCGUUCUCUUCCGGCUGAAGAAGCUUGAAAAAUAAAAGAAGAGAGAGGUAGGGUUUUCUGAGGUUUCUGAAAUGGCAGCAGAAUCAUCAGAGGGCGAAGAAGAAACGAAGUUGAGCGGAGGAAACCAAUUGUUGACGGUAGAUGAUGAUUUAACGGAGAUGGGGAAAAAGGCCGCUUGGAGUGUCAGUUCUUGCAAACCCGGUAACGGUGUUUCCUCCCUCCGUGACGAUAAUCUCGAAACCUAUUGGCAAUCCGACGGAGCGCAACCCCAUUUGGUUAACAUUCAGUUUCAGAAGAAAGUGAGACUUCAACUAAUUGUACUGUACGUGGAUUUCAAGUUGGACGAGAGUUACACGCCGAGCAAAGUUUCCAUCCGUGCCGGUGAUGGGUUUCACAACUUGAAGGAGAUUAAGACCGUGGAACUUGUGAAGCCAACUGGGUGGGUCUAUCUAUCGUUGUCUGGAGUUGAUCCUAGGGAUACCUUUGUGAACACUUUCAUGUUGCAAAUUGCUGUAUUGUCAAACCAUCUCAAUGGAAGAGAUACUCAUGUGCGGCAAAUCAAAGUUUAUGGGCCUCGACCGAAUCCAAUUCCACACCAGCCAUUUCAAUUUACUUCAAGGGAGUUUAUCACCUACUCUUCCAUAAGAUGAGAGUUUACGGAAAGAGUUAAUGAAGAAACCUGGCUUUAAAUCAAAGGGUGCUGCUCAUUAAGUGAUUAUAUUAUUUGGAAUGUCUGAAACCAAAUCACUACUGACCGAAAUUGCAAGUAGAUUUCACUUCAAUAUUCUUAAAAAUUGUCAGCUGCAUAUGAGGCCAUCAGUAAUUCAGUACCCUGUGUCUGGCACAUAUUUAUAUUUUGUUUUACUUGUGCUAGUGCUCUAUAGUAGAAGCUGCAGUUUCGGCUAUCACUAGAUAUUUUCCUUGUGGUUUGUGUUGUAUUAGUUUUUCUGUUUCAUAGUCAGUUAGUUUGUAUCAGUUUUCAGUUUUACAGAGUCUUAUAUAAACUCUAUUCUGUGUACUUUAUUCAGUUUUUAAUACAAUGAGAAAUUAUACACCAUCUAAAAACUAAGAUA